GUCCGGGCAACGAUAGCAUCUGACACCCCCGUCUCGUUGAAUCUCAAUCCGAGGAAGUCCCAUGCAGAGUCAGAGCCCCGAAGAUCCGUCAAGGGAUCACGCACCGUCCGCGCCCUCCCCGCAGAAGCUAGGAGCCCUACGAGAAUGUGGGCGAGAGGCUUUCAUAUACCGAAGCGCUCCGCUGAUGGUAAGUUCCGUUUUGGCUGUCGCCUGGGCGCUGAAAACGAAAAGAAUAUCCAUCGAGCAAGGAACUCCUAAGCUCCCGAUCUACCUGGCGACAGCGGCAGCUGCCUUCGUAAUCGGGAAAUUCUCUUAUCGCAUGAAUUGCGCCCAUAAGCUUAUCGCUCUCAGUGAGGAGCUCGAAAUCGAGAGACACAAGACUUCGCAGCCAGCGAGUCCGGACGAGACGCUCGAAUGGGGAGCGGGGAGAAUUCAUGCGGAGAAGGGACUCGAGGGCGAAGAUCCCCAGCAGAACCGAAGACGCCAAGAGUUCGCUCAGCCAAGCCUGAGUAACGCCGCUGACAAAUCAACCGAUGAAAUGAUGACCUCGACAAAUCGUUAUGGAGAUAAUUGGAUUCGGUAAAGGAGCGUUGCGAAGCGAAAUAUUGUGGAAACUUGUUGGA
This is a messenger RNA of Galendromus occidentalis (western predatory mite), 623 nucleotides long. RefSeq lists its product as uncharacterized. Lineage: Eukaryota; Metazoa; Arthropoda; Arachnida; Mesostigmata; Phytoseiidae. The record is from RefSeq and is a predicted model, not a curated record. The coding region runs from base 62 to 583 and encodes 173 amino acids. The transcript has a single exon. Gene Ontology annotation, cellular component: endosome.